AUGGCCCUCAAGUCUUCGAAGAAACACGAUAAGGAAAAGAAAGUGAAGAAAGAAAAAAAAGAAAAGAAGGAAGACAAAGGCUCAGCAGCCAAAGGCUCAGCAGCCACUGCCCCAGCAAACCGGCCGCCUGCUAUCCGCAGGCUGAACUUGAAGACCUCCCCGCGCAGUGCAAAGCGCAAGCCCCUGUCACAGCCAGCAGCCGACCCCAAGCCCGAGAAGGAAGAGCAGAAGACAGAAGAGCCCAAAGCCCCAAAGGCCCCCAAGGCUUCCAAGCAGGCCCCCGAACAGACCAAGGAGCCUCAGUCGACUGAGAACCGUGAGAAGGAGCAGAGUGCUCCCAAAAGGGCCAAGAAGGAAGUCCCGGAAGCUCCUGCCGUUUCCCCGAAGGACCACCCAACGGCACUCAAAGACCUCAAAAAGCAAGAGAAGAAAGCAAGAGCUAAGGAAGAGAAGAAACAGAAGAAGCAAGAGAAGCGAGACAAAAAAGCCAAGAGCGAAGCGGAGGAAAGCGUUGUGAAGGAAGACCCCCCGAGUGCGGGUGAGGACAGCAAGAAGCAGGCUUCGGAAAGUGAGACGCCCGCGCCACGGAAGAACCUGCUGGAGCGGUUUGACACCCAGGACGCCGAAGUCAACGAGGAGUAUCUUGAGAAGCUCUUGCGGGAGAUGAGCGAGAGUCCUGGGCCGAUCAAUAAGAGCGACGACGAGGAGAGCUCCGGGGCCGAGUCGGAAGGAGAGGAUUCUGAGGCAUCCUCUCAAGGCGAAAGCUCCUCAGAAGAGUCUUCGAGCAGGGGCUGCGAGGAGCAGAGCGGCAACGAGAGCGACGACAAGGAGGCAAAGAGCCCCACGGCAUCUUCCUCUUCCGAUACGGAGGACGACGAGGAGGAAGAGGCAGCAGAUGGCAAUAGCACCAAGCAGUCCGCACUGGUGCCAGUAGCAAAGGCAGAAGAUGCGCAGCCAGGCACUUGCUUGGCUUUGGUAGCAGCGGGGGCUGAAAACGCAACCGCCGGCCAAGCCAACAGCACGACGAACAAGCGCGAGUGGGACGUGUUUACACGGGAGUGUCACAACCGGAAAAAGUUUCCGGUCGAGCUCGCGGACUACUAUGAGAAGUCAAAGACCGACAUGUUCAACUUGGUGAAAGUCACUGUGGAGCGCAUGCGAGAAAAGAAAACCACGGCAAGACAGGGAGCUCUUGCCAUGAAGAAGAGGGACAUCAUCAAGACCUACCCCGGCAGAGGAGAGGAGCUUUGCAAGAAGCUCCGGUCAUCAGGCCGGUUUUAUCGUGACGAGGAGUUCCCGAGCGACAGUGAAGAAAUUUUCUACUACGUGCGCCAGCCGAGGAAGGUGAAUGUGGAUGUGAUUGUUGGUGAGAAAGCAUCGAUGUCGGGCAGCAUGGCAGUGGAGGACAGUGCUGCAAUGGAGCAGAUGACCGGACAGGAUGGUGUAUUCGCUGCUGGUGCUUUGCCAGCAAUGAAGACGGACGGUGCAGCCGGAGGCAAAGCACUUGCCGAAGUGCUGGUUGAUGAAGCCAUCGAUAAGAAAAAAAGCAAAAAGAAAAAAACCGGUGAAACCACAGAGCCAGUCGAGCCGACCACCAUCAAGGACCAGGCUGAGGAGAUGGCAAAAGACAUGCUCAAGACGUCUGGGGAUGCUCGCAAGCUGUCUCUCAGUUUGCAGGGGCUUGAUAUGGCCGGGACGUUGUCAAAGGAUUUGGCAGCAUUCUCGAAAGAGUGCGAGAAAAUGUUCACAGAGGUGCAGAAAAGGCUGCGCAAAAAGAACCACAAGAAGAAGGACAAAAAGGCUUUCGCAGAGUUUGUGAAUGUUUCCAAAGAGAAGAUGGAUUGGUGGAAACAAGCCGAGGUAGCGGGCAAGGCUUUCACUUCCGCAGCCAACAGAAAGAAGAAGGCCAAAGCGAAGGCAUCGGGCGGCAAAGACGGACUGUUGCCGUUCACCUUUCAUUGUGACGGCGCAGAGUUCUAUAGCAACUCCGAGUUCAUGGUGUGGAGCUGCUCGUCCAUUUUCGCGACUGGAGAUGUUUGGGAUAUCAAGCUCCCUUGUGUUAUCGUGCCCCACGAGUUCAUGGCUGACAUUGAUGCGGUUCGGGAGCAUGUCCAUCGCCACGUGGCUCAGCUCAUGGCUUGGUCUAUGGACUGCGCCAUGCAGGGCAAGGGCCCAGAAGUGGGAUUCCACGGCGAGAAGUUCGAGAAUGGUUCCCUUCGCCAGAAGUUGGCAGGCUCAAGCAUCGGGGCAGCAUUCUUCUCGAUGAAAUACGACCUCAAGGCAAGGGUUCAGUGCAACUUCUUCACAAGGCACUACGGCUGCAACUUGGUGUGCGAGUCAUGCUUUGCCUGCAAACCUGGAAAGAAUACCGAGCCUUUGUUGACGUACCGGGACUUCAGUCUCUCUGCCGGCCACCGGUUGACCCGCUUUGGCCAUCGCGACUACUUGGCCCUGACGCCCCCGGAGGAACUGUCACCGUGGACAGCCAUGAAGGGUUUGUUGCCAGUUGCAGCAUCGCUUCAGGAAAGCUUGAGGAUUAGUUUCCGGAGGAAAUUCUUCACUCCUUCGAACACAGGCUUGGGAACCGCCGACUACCCGGAACUGUCCACCACCUGGAAGGCUGCGGAAAUCAAGAUUGUUGUCUGGCGGUUCCUGUUGCAGUGGCAGUUCUUGGCUGUCCACUUCCACUCGCUGCAGAAGAAGCGAUGGAAAAUACGAGGAAUCCUACCUCGGACAUCUCAAGAAGAUCGCAACCCAUUGCUCUUCGCCUCGAGUGAUGGAAAGAACUUUCCAACGCUUGCUUUUGCUGUGGGGCCUGAGAUGGCAACAAACACGUGA
This is a messenger RNA of Symbiodinium sp. CCMP2592, 2838 nucleotides long. Lineage: Eukaryota; Dinophyceae; Suessiales; Symbiodiniaceae. The record is from the annotation of a GenBank genome assembly.